Molecule: messenger RNA, 2952 nt
Organism: Stylophora pistillata
Lineage: Eukaryota; Metazoa; Cnidaria; Anthozoa; Scleractinia; Pocilloporidae
Cellular component (GO): cytosol
Molecular function (GO): L-glutamate dehydrogenase (NADP+) activity
Source: RefSeq, a predicted model, not a curated record
GUUGUUGCCAUCCAAUGUUACCUCCUGUCUCUGCUUACCUUUGAAUGUACCAUUUAACCGUGGCAGAAAAGUGACUGCCCUUUUGUAUUGGACAUUAUUCAACCUAGUUAUUUACCAGUGUUUGCAGUUCCGUGUUUGUUUUGUAAUCAUUCGUGCAGACCUGCACCCCAUACAGUUCUUGUUUAGCCAAUCAUAUUCUUGUACCAGCCCACGCCCAUAACACUCCCCCAUAAUUAUCAGAAUUCGAUAAAACGUCAAGGGUAAGCCGGGAAGUGAAGUAUCCUGCACAACCAAAGCUGUGUCGGUAACAAAGCAUUUACGGAGCAAAGCCUUCCAGGCAUGUUUCUUCGAUCUGUUGCUAGACGAUUUUGUAUCCAGAGAGGCUCAUCUCUGCUGCUUGGGCGCGUGGCUGUUCGAUGUGCGUCUGGAGUUUAUCGCACGGCCAUGAUGGAAAAUGGCGAGAUGUCGAGAAGAGAGAUUGUGUUUUCAAAACGGAGGAGAACGAAUGCGAAGUCCUAAAGCGCAAAUGUGUUGGUAAAAGGUUUCGGAACCAGUCAAACGGCUUUGCAGACUUCUUAGAACGAUGUGCUCGGAAUCAGCAAAACUGUCGACAUCGCUAGGUAGGAGCCCAAAAAAUUAAGCCAUCGCUUAGCUUGUCUGGACGAACCUCUGUGGUCAUAAACUUUGUAACGUCGUAUUUAUUUGUGAAAAUUUAUGCGAAAGAUGAGACAAUGAUAAUCGAGUUCAUGUUGAACAUACUGACAGCCGCUUUGGACUGGUCUUGACCUAUUGAUUUUCGCAAUAUGAUUCUAGAGCGUUUUUGCAGCUGCAAAUAAGUGGUUCCUUUGUUUUAAUUUGCUUCAAAGUGCAAGGAAAUCGUAAGAGAUAUUGUUCAGGCGUAAAAUACGAGAAACCUAAGGUGAACCUGAAAGGAAACCAUAAUUAAAAGGCCGAAAAACAAACAUAUCAGCAGAGAGAUUUGAACGCUCCAGUUGAUGUGCCUUGCCUUUAUUAAUUUCUUUUAAUGCAGCUGGCUUUCUCUUAUCCCUCUCCAAGUCAAUUGACAAGGAAAAAUAACUUGUGAUCACUUGCUGUUCGCGAAUUGAGAGCAAAACAUUUCCUGUCCACGGAGCUAGAGAAGGAUGGAAACAUGAGGUUCAAGGGUGUUGAUGAUUUUAUGAACCAUGUCGUCAAGAAAAACCCCGGGGAGCACGAAUUUCAUCAAGCUGUAAAUGAAGUGAUAGGUUCUCUGUGGGACUACCUUCAGCUACACCCUGUUUAUCUUGAUAGUAACAUAUUAGAGCGCAUUGUGGAGCCAGAAAGGGUCGUUAUCUUUAGGGUCCCAUGGAGAGAUGACUGUGGAGAGGUCCACGUCAACAGGGGCUUUCGUGUAGAAUUCAAUUCAGCCAUUGGCCCCUACAAAGGUGGCCUGCGCUUUCAUCCCAGCGUCAACUUAGGAAUUCUUAAGUUUCUUGGCUUUGAGCAAGUGUUUAAGAAUAGCCUUACAACGUUACCCCUGGGAGGUGGAAAAGGGGGAUCUGAUUUUGAUCCCAAGGGUAAAACCGACAACGAGGUUAUGAAUUUCUGCCAGUCUUUCAUGUCGGAGCUCCAGAGGCACAUCGGCCCGAAUACGGAUGUCCCAGCUGGGGACAUUGGCGUGGGAGCAAGAGAAAUCGGUUACCUGUUUGGCCAGUACAAAAAAAUACGUAACGAGUUCACUGGGGUUUUAACGGGGAAGUCUUUCAGCUUCGGUGGAAGUCUGCUCCGACCUGAAGCUACCGGCUACGGUCUUGUAUACUUCACCGCAGAGAUGCUCAACACACGGGGCGAGACCUUUAGGGGAAAAAUUGUUACGGUUUCGGGAUCAGGCAACGUGGCGCAGUUUGCGUCAGAAAAAGUGGUGCAGUUAGGUGGUAAGGUGGUUACCUUGUCCGACUCACAAGGCACGGUGUACGACCACAGUGGUUUAAACCAAGAGAAGAUCGAAUAUGUGAAAUGGCUCAAAAAUGUCAAACGUGGCAGAAUAAGCGAGUACGUGGAAAAGUACCCUGACGCCGAAUUCUUCGAAGGAAAACGACCGUGGUUCGUGAAGUGCGACGUGGCUUUACCUUGUGCGACCCAGAACGAAAUUAGCAAAGAAGACGCGGAAAUACUGAUCAACAAUGGCUGUUAUGCUGUUGCAGAAGGCGCUAACAUGCCAUCCGAUCCUGAAGCGAUUGACGAAUUUCGCAGAAAUAAAAUCCUCUUCGGGCCAGGUAAAGCAUCCAAUGCUGGAGGCGUGGCAGUAUCUGGGCUUGAGAUGUCUCAGAACAGUCUGCGCAGCGCCUGGACACGAGAAGGCGUGGACGAGCGCCUGCAUGACAUCAUGGAAAGUAUACACAACACUUGUGUCCAGUAUGGCACGUCCAAAGAUGGCAGCUACAUCGAUUACGUAAAGGGAGCAAAUAUCGGCGGCUUCAUUAAGGUCGCUCAAUCCAUGCUUGAACAAGGAAUUGUUUAGUGAAGAAUUUUGCUAAUGUAAUGAGUCGCCGUGCUUUAUGUGUGAGAAUUUCCUUUUAUAGGACAAUUUUAAGAGGUAUCCUUCUAUAACGCUAGGCAUAGCUUGUCAAACACGCUCAUUAUGCUCGAAAUUUAGGACGUCUUCUUGCAGAUUUUAUUUAAAAACUCUUGGAUUAAAUGUUCCAGUUCACUUAAAGCAAUUGAAGUCAUUCACUUUGCGUUGGUUACAAAACCAAUUAUUUUCCCGGGCGCAGGUUAAAAACAACUGGUAUUGUGAGGCUUAAGUUUUACUUCGGCUUUAUUCUUGGUUUUCUUUCACCGUUUCUGAGUUUUUAAAGUAAUAUAACGAGUUAAUUCAUUUUAGAAGAUUUUUUUCAUACAGUAGGAACGCGAAGAAGAAUGUAUCGUAUCAAGAAAUGAUUUAAUAAGAAAUAAAUAGACACAAGAUACUGA